This is a messenger RNA of Cajanus cajan (pigeon pea), 784 nucleotides long. The record is from RefSeq and is a predicted model, not a curated record. Lineage: Eukaryota; Viridiplantae; Streptophyta; Magnoliopsida; Fabales; Fabaceae.
UUUUUAACAAAAUUCAACAUCAAUUUGGGAGGUUUGAGGGCGCUGUACGAGGCGAACGAAGGUUUGCUGAACGUGCCAGAUUCUCGCGAGGAGAUUUUCAGAGACAAGAAGCUUUCGCUGAAGGCGAAGAACCAGUUGAUGAGGUUCUUUAAGCUCAUUCUAAAGCACUUGGACGAUACUCAAGAGGAAAAAAUUUCGAAGGAGGAUUUGGAGAUUCCGUUUGUUAGUUUCUUGGAGAAGAUGAAGUUGCCGCCUAAGAUAAAAUCGAUUCUUUUGUAUGCUAUAGCCAUGGUAGAUUAUGAUCAAGACAAUAAUGAGGUUUGUAAAGAUUUACUUAAAACAAAAGAUGGAAUAGAUCGUUUAGCUCAGUACAGCUCAUCUGUUGGAAGAUUUCCCAAUGCUCCUGGGGCUUUGCUAUAUCCUAUUUGUGGUGAAGGAGAAUUACCACAAGCUUUUUGUCGUCGUGCUGUUGUCAAAGGUUGCAUUUAUGAGUGUAGUUUUUAAACUUGUUGGUAGUGAUGGCUGAAACCUAAUGCGAGAAGGUGAAGCAAAGAAGCAGGCUCACCAUUAGCGUUUUCACGUCUCAGCUUUGUCGUGCUUUGUCGUGCUUCAGUCUUCACGUCUCUCGUCUUCGCCAAGAGGUAUGUGUUUCAAUCUUCACUUUUGUGUUCUCCGUUAGGGUUUUUUCGCGGACGUCUCUCGUGACGCCAUUGUCGCUCAAGUCGUAACCAUUGAAUCUCCCCCUGGAAGUGGUUGCAAAACAGCGAGGGGAUUGGGCUUUGGA